CAUUUCAAAUAGGUGGCAACACUCCUCAAAAACUGCCUCCAACAGUUAUGCAUAUUUCUUAAACUUCUGUAAUUUGAUACCCACAUUGUAAUAUUUAAUUUAUUUGAUCAACCAAGUAGGAACCCUCUUCGAAAAUCUUUUUGACUGUAGGCAAUCGAAAAGUGUUCGCGCCGAGCAGUCGUGUUUCUAUUCGCUCUCCAAUUUUCUUUGAUUAAAAUCAUAUACCUAGUUAUUUAUUUGCUAAUCAUUGGCAUGGUGCAUAUUGAACAAUCUGAGACAGUGACUCUUUUAUUAAAAUUGGAUUUAUUUAAGUGAAUAAAUUUUUGUAAAUCCAUUUAAUAUGCCUUGUGUUUGUGGGCAGAAGGUUGAGCGCCCUGAAUCUAAAGUGCAGUGCUCUAAGUGCAUAGAGUUUUUUCAUCUCAAAUGCGUCGGCAUUCAACAGGCUGAUCUUGACUAUUUGCUGAGCAUAGAUAAGCCGUUUUUUUGUAAUGUUUGUUUGGAUGUGUGCCGUAAGUCAAUUCGUUCUCCUCCACCACCUGCGGUUGUGGAUAUGAGUGACGAGCGCCAAAAUAAAAACGCUGAUGGAAAUGUAGUUAAACAACAAAGGUUAUCUACUGUGGCCGAAGAAAUUAAAGCGGAUAAUGCUCGCCUUUUGUCUGCUGUCAGUGUGCUUCAUGAAGAAAAUAAGUGUUUAUUGCAAAAGUAUGACACUCUUCAAGCGGAGAUUCGUGAACUGCACACUAAACUUGAUGCUAAAGAUGCUACAUUGUCUCUCCUGCUAUCGGAAAUCAAAGGUUUGCAUCGUGUUGUUAUUAGCUGCCUUGCUCAAAAUUCAAAUUCGGAAAUUGACGUAAACAAACAAGUAAAAUCGCCAUCUUCAUGCUCUUUGUCUGCUGGUGCUAUUGCUUCGGCUGCUGCUACUCAUAAUUCAGUCUCAGUCACCGGCGCGGGGAGUGCUAAACUACUGCCUCGCUCUGCAAUUUCGGAAAUUAACAAAAACAAACAAGUAAAAUCGUCAUCUUCAUGCUCCUUGUCUGGUGGUGCUAUUGCUUCGCUCGCUGCUGCUGCUCAUAAUUCAUAUAAUUCGUAUAGUGACUCUGUCACUGGCAUGGGGAGUGCUAAAUUACCGCCUCGCUCUGCUAAUUCAGAAAUUAACGAAAACAAACAAGUAAAAUCAUAUAGCUACACUACCGCUGGCGUGGGGAAUGCUAAACAGCCGCCUCGCUCUGCUACUGCGGCGGACGCAGCGUCGACGCUAUCUUCCCAUGUCACUGCUACUGGCACUCAGUUAUCUUCUUUGCUGCCCGCUCAAAUUUGCCCAUCAAUGUUGCACUCUCCCUCGUCUGCUACUGUCACUAAUGUAGUGACUGCGACGUCAACUCCGAUGAUUGCUGCUAGUCCAUGUACUCAGUUAUCUGCUGUGCUGCCCGAUGAUAAUCCUUAUACGGGUGUGGGUGUUUUGAUCGCUGUGAAGAGCGGUUUACGAUCUUCAAUACAACAGUUAUCAAAUAAUGAUACUCUUCUUGAUCAGCUUUGUGUCUGCAUUCUUAGUAGUUUUCGUAAACUAUUUAUAUGCGUAUCUGAAAAUAUUGUUAAUCUUUGUGAAAAAAAUGAAGAUUGUAAUAUUUGCAUUCUUGGUGAUUUCAAUCUUAGCGAUCUCGUAUGGUCUGACCUACAAUUUAAUGGUAUCUUGACACCAACUAAUGUUAAUAGAUCUCAUGAAAUGUACUUUAUGGAUAGCCUUCUUAGUCUUAACCUUAUCCAAAUUAAUACCUUAUUUAAUAAGUUAGGUAAAAUAUUGGAUCUUGUAUUUGUUAACAUAAUAUUUAAUUUAUUUGAAUGCGCUUUUCCAAUAAGUAAAACAGAUAAACAUCAUGUGCCUCUUAAAGUUGGAAUUUUAUAGCGUUGUUGCUUAUGGUAAUGAAAAAUGCAUUUCUUAUAACUUUCGUAAUGCUAACUAUGAAAGGUUAAACGCUGCCAUAACCAAUAUAAAUUGGGACUCCGUUCUUAACACCAGUGAUUUAGCUGAUUGUUUUGAAAGUUUUAUAUGCGAAAUUCACGAUGUCUUUUCGAAGAACCUUUCAGUUCUCUCACCUCCUAUUCAUAAAUUACCAUGGUAUAACAAAAACCUUAAAAAGUUAAAAAA
Rhagoletis zephyria (snowberry fruit fly) is the source of this 2146-nucleotide messenger RNA. RefSeq lists its product as uncharacterized. Lineage: Eukaryota; Metazoa; Arthropoda; Insecta; Diptera; Tephritidae. The record is from RefSeq and is a predicted model, not a curated record.